This is a messenger RNA of Ylistrum balloti, 4760 nucleotides long. RefSeq names its product erlin-1-like. Lineage: Eukaryota; Metazoa; Mollusca; Bivalvia; Pectinida; Pectinidae. Gene Ontology annotation, biological process: SREBP signaling pathway. The record is from RefSeq and is a predicted model, not a curated record. Gene Ontology annotation, molecular function: ubiquitin protein ligase binding; cholesterol binding. The transcript has 12 exons. Gene Ontology annotation, cellular component: endoplasmic reticulum membrane; endoplasmic reticulum. The coding region runs from base 161 to 1162 and encodes 333 amino acids.
UAUAAAUGGCGUCCUCCAUGUCAUGACCAUCCUCAUCCGGUAAAACGAAAGUUGUGUUUCUGGCUGAUUUUCUUGUUGUCUGUUGCAUUUAGUUUGGAAUUUUCGACUCCGUCAAGAAACAUUUUUGCUGACCUUUGCUGCUGAACAUUGCUGCUGAACCAUGUCACAAUCAGGAAUGAUUGGAGCAGGAAUCCUGGCAGUUGGAGUGGGUCUCCUGAUCAAUGUGUCCAUCCACAAGAUAGAUGAGGGUCAUGUUGGAGUAUAUUACAGGGGAGGAGCCUUGCUUUCGUCCGUCAGUGCUCCAGGCUACCAUUUUAUGAUGCCAUUCCUUACAUCUUACCGCACAGUACAGACAACUCUUCAAACAGAUGAAGUGAAGAAUGUUCCAUGUGGAACAAGUGGAGGUGUAAUGAUCUACUUUGAUCGUAUAGAAGUGGUAAACAAACUUGAUAUUAAUGCUGUGUAUGAUAUUGUUCGGAACUAUACUGCUGACUAUGAUAAAACUCUCAUCUACAACAAAGUUCAUCAUGAACUCAAUCAGUUCUGUAGCAUGAACAAUCUCCAGGAAGUCUAUAUUGAUUUAUUUGAUCAGAUAGAUGAAAACCUUCGAGUGGCCUUACAGAAGGAUCUGAUCACCAUGGCGCCUGGGCUAACUGUCCAGGCUGUCAGAGUCACAAAGCCAAAGAUUCCAGAGCAGAUCCGUAAAAACUAUGAAGCAAUGGAAGCUGAAAAGACUAAGCUGCUGAUCUCUAUACAGAAGCAGAAAGUAGUGGAGAAGGAGGCUGAGACAGAGAGGAAGAAGGCAAUCAUUGAGGCUGAGAAACUAGCUGAAGUCUCCAGGAUACAGUGGGAACAGAAAAUUAUUGAGAAGGAGUCUCAGAAAAAAAUAUCUGAAAUUGAAGAUUUAACACAUUUAGCUAAAGAAAAGGCAAAAAGUGAUGCCUUGUUUUAUGCUGCUGAAAGAGAAGCUCAGUCCAAUAAGGAAAAGUUAACCCCAGAGUACCUAGAACUUAUAAGGUACCAGACCCUUGCUGCCAACACUAAAGUCUACUUUGGAAAUGCUCUUCCUGACAUCUUUUUUGACCAGACCAAUGGGGGAGUUUCAGCAGCAACAAUAGCUGCUUCUGCAGAAAACAAAGGCAAGAAAGAGCCGAAGAAGUAAAUGGAGUAGAUAUGGACUGAGACAACCCUGAACCUACAACACUUCUUGCUCACUUCUCUCUGUGAUAUGUUUGAAUGAUUGUGAAAAAGUCCCUGCUAUUUAUAUCAGACACUGGUGUCACAGACAUCAUAACAUCAGAAAAAACUCUAUGGUUCAUUAACAUGGAAUCACUCCAAGCAAAUCUUUCAUCAGAUUCAUGAAACAUUCCAGAUUGGCAUUACUAACACUGCCGAGACCCAGAAAGGUUUUACCCGUACACACUCCUUAUUUUCUUAAUAUAUAUAUUGUUUGAUCCUUUUUUAACUUCCAAUCAUUAAAACAAUAUUUCCAAAAGUGAUUAUAAAAGUACAAGUUGUAUUGUCAUUGUUCUGUUUUGUUUAAACUGGGAGAUUAACACUUGGUUUAUUUUAGAUAAUUGUGACAUUUUUCUACCUUUAUCUCAGUAAUCAGUGUCUUUGAAAUGAAUUUGUGGUAUUGGGUGUCAAGUGUAAACAAGAAUCAUUUGUGUGCACAUUGCACUCUUCAGCUAGUAUGUUUCAUCACGCAAGUUAGUUUGUAAUUCAUACUGUGAAGAAACAAGAAUUCUUUGUGUGUACAUAUCCGUGAGUAUGUUUCACGAUGCAAGUAAGAUUGUAAUUCAUACUGUGAAGCAACAAGAACUGUUUGUGUGUAUUUCUCUGUGAGUAUGUUUCACGACACAAUUUAGUUUGUAAUUCAUACUGUGAAGCAACAAGAACUGUUUGUGUGUAUUUCUCUGUGAGUAUGUUUCACGACACAAGUUAGUUUGUAAUUCAUACUGUGAAGCAACAAGAACUGUUUGUGUGUAUUUCUCUGUGAGUAUGUUUCAAGAAGCAAGUUAGUUUGUAAUUCAUGCUGUGAAGCAACAAGAACUGUUUGUGUGUACUUCUCCGUAAGUAUGUUUCACAACACAAGUUAGAUUGUAAUUCACACUGUGAAGCAACAAGAACUGUUUGUGUGUAUUCCUCAGUAAGACUGUCUGAGAUCUCAGGUUGUGUUUAUUUUAUUUUUACAUUUGAAAAGUCUCCAGUUGAAGGUCAGAGAGUUGCUAUGAUUUUCCACAGAUGGAAGACUUUUCAUAUUUUUGUAACAUUUUUUGGGAAUUAUUGAGUUUGACAGUUGUAGGUCUAAUUCUACAUGUCUUUUAAAAAAGAAAUGAAAUCAAAUAUAGCUAUAAAUCAGUAUUUGGAAUUGUUUAAGAUCCUUGAAGCAACAUGUUAGAUUUAAACACACAGUAUAGAUGUCACGUUUCUUUGUGUGUCCCAGUGUAAAUGUCUAGUGUGUUUUUGAGAUCUCAGUGUUCCAGUGUUUCAGUGUACCUGUUUAGUUAAUCUUGCUGUCUUUUGUAUUGAAAUAACAUAUUUUAUGAACACAUUAAUCAUUGAAGAAGACAUUAACUGCACUUGUAUACUAGAAAAUUAUAAGGAAAAAUGUCAAGUUUGAAUGUCGUUGAACUUUGUGAUUGUGAUUUAGGUGUCAAUAACUUGUAGUGAGUUAAUUUAAAGUGUAACUAUGUAUAAAGAACAUACCAUUUAGUGUACAUGUGUAGCACAUAGAGAUGAUACACAAGAGAGAUGUUUGAUAGUUUUGUUCAAAGGAAAACUAUUCAUUUCACCUAUUCAAUUUGUACUUUUUUAAUAAAUGAAUUUAUAUUUUGUUGUAUUGAAGUCUAAAUUUUUCUAAUAAAAUUCACAGACAUUUCAUGUAUAAACUAACAAUCCAUCAGCAGUGUACAUCCUUUAAGGAAGGAUUUUUUUGUGUAUAUGUAUAUAUUACUUGUAUUUUUUAUUGUGUACAGAUGAUCAUUCUGAUUAUCAAUCUUAGAAUGGAGGAAAUUUUCAUUUACCUUCCUUCAAUAUUUACCUUAAAAAUGUAGAAUUGUACACCUUAGACUGUCAAUCAGGUGAGGACAUUGAUGAUUAUCAACAAGUUGGUUCAGAGAGUUGUCAAUAUUUAACUAUAAAGAUAGGAUUUCUGCUCUCCAGCAUUUUUCAAUCUUGUGUUUGAUAAUAAUUUGAUAUUAUAAUUAUAUUAUUAAAGGGAUUAACUUACAUACUCUAACAGAGUACACUUUGUAACCUAGCUGUAAGAAAUGACAAUCUCCAACAGAGUACUCUGUGGUACCUAACUGUAGGGAACAGCAAUCUCCCACAGAGUACUCUGUGGUACCUACCUGUAAUUGAUGUCAAUCUCCCACAGAGUACUCUAUGGUACCUACCUGUAAUUGAUGUCAAUCUCCCACAGAGUACUCUGUGGUACCUACCUGUAGUUGAUGUCAAUCUCCCACAGAGUAGUCUGUGAUACCUACCUGUAAGUAACGACAAUCUCCCACAUAGUACAAUGUGGUACCUUGCUGAAAGGAACAACAACUCUGGUUAAGAUUGGUACACUUACACCUGUAUUGAUAGUAACCUGUUGAAUUCAGGUUUCUAGUUAUGUAUCCAUUAUAUAUUAUUGGAAGAAGUUUGAUAGCCAGAUUCAACCUAAUUUAACUUAAUUUAAUCAGACCAGCAGAAAUACUUCAGGUUUUCAACAGUUUCAUACUGUUGUAUUUUAAUUCUUUUUCACUUUUGUCUGAAACUUGCUCCUUGUUCUCGUAUAAUCUAUAUGAUGAAAUGUGGGGAUAUGGAUGGAAUGAAUUUUACCUGUACCUCAGGCCGGAGUUGUGCAAACCUAUGUCAGAGUUCAACAUUGGUAGGUGAAAAAUUUCAGUCGCUGCAAAUUGAAAAAAAUAAGCCUACAGCCAUGCAAUGAUGAGGACGUCCCCAUUUUUUUUUCAAUCAUAUAUGAAUUUUUUUUCUUUAACCACUGAUUGACUCUAACCAGGCUUUGAGCAACUUGGUUCAGACAUUAGUUCCAAUGAAUGUGGGGUUGAAAAUAAGAAAAUUCCACAAAGGCAGGAACGUCUUGUGAUCCUGGUAAUGUAAUGGCGUUCUGCUCUGAGAUUAGUACAGACAGACUGUUCUGGAACAUAUUUAACUCCUCACAGCAGAGUUAAUCCCAUCUCUAAAUAGGGUCUUAAAAUAAAUGGUUUGUUUUAGAGCAGACAUUGACAAAUAUAUUGUUUGUUUUAGAGCAAACAUUGUCAAAUAUAUUGUUUGUUUUAGAGCAAACAUUAUCAAAUAUAUUGUUUGUCAGCAUUAGAUGGUACAUGAGUACAAUGAAAUAGAAGCGAAACAUUUGGAAAGUCUUGACUUAAUUAAAACUUCUAAUGUAGCCAUUACUGAACACCACAAUUACCCCACUGGGAAACAUUGAUGGUGUUCAAGCUUGCUAUGAACAGUCGAUCUACUAAUUGUUGUCAAUUAAGAAAAGCAGUAGUAAUUUUGAGUUUUUGGAGAAAUUAGUGAUAAACUUUUAUACAUUUGUAUUCCAAAAUAAUACAACAUCCAGGUCUUCAAUGGAAAAAUAGCAUUAGCAAGUGGUGAGUUUGAUUCCACACUUAAGAAUAACUAGGCAUGUAAUGAUAUCCACACCAGGUUAGGAGUGAAGCUCUUGGAUCCUGGGAGUUGAUUGACGUGCCUUUGUCUGUCCCAUUGUCCUGGUCGGAUGAGGAUAAAAUAAAAACUUCUGGAAAGAU